CCGUUCAGUUGAUAUCAGAACUCGCCGGGCUGCGGACGUUCCUCAGAAAAAAACACAUUAACAAUAAAUAAUUAAGAACCUGUGGAAGUGCAUACGGGACAUAUUAUGAGCAAUUAUUAAUAUACAAGAUUUAAAAUAUAAGAUCAAGUGAAAGUCUGUGAUAUAUAUUCAGUAAAGAUGAACAGGAAGCUGCAGAUCCUCUCCAGGCAUGUGCUGAGGCAGCACCUUGGCCUCAAAUCCAUGCGCAGCAUCUCCACGUCGAUGCCCAUCCUCAUCAGUCACAGACACCAUGUGGGCAAGGAAUCCCUGGUUCAUCGCACCAUUGGCAACCAGUUGGAGCUCUCGGCAGCGGAAUUCGGAGACACGGAGGCCAUAGUUUCCUGUCACGAGGGCAAGCGCUACACCUUCCGGAGUCUGAUCCAGGAGGCGGAUGCCCUGGCAGCGGGUUUCCGCAAACUGGGCUUACAGCGAGGCGAUGCCGUGGGUCUGUGGGCACCCAACUACAUGCACUGGUAUUUAGGAAUGAUGGGAGCCGCCCGGGCAGGACUCAUCUCGGUGGGCAUCAAUCCCGCUUUCCAGGGACCCGAGGUGGCCUACUGUCUGAACAAGGUCAAUGUGAAGGCCAUCAUUGCACCGGAGACAUUCAAGACGCAAAACUAUUACGAGAUCUUGAGGAGCAUCUGUCCAGAGCUGGCAGAUGCGAAUGGCGGCAGGAUCCGCAGCGAGAAGUUCCCCCAUCUGCAGUCCGUGAUCAUUGACAGCAACGAUGGCCUGAAGGGUGCCCUCCGCUUCGACGAUCUUCUGGAUCUGGCCAAUAAGUCGGAGCGCGAGGAGGUGGCCAAGAUCCAGCAGGAUAUCCUGCCAGAGUCCCGCUGCAAUAUUCAGUUCACCUCGGGCACCACUGGCAAUCCCAAGGCGGCGUGCCUCUCCCAUAACAACUUUGUGAACAAUGGCAUUCAUGUGGGCAAUAGAAAUGAGCUGGAGGGAGAGAGAAUUUGUGUACAAGUACCCUUGUUCCAUGCCUUUGGCGUUGUCAUUACAAUAAUGGCAGGCUUAACCAAAGGUGCCACCUUGGUACUUCCGGCCGCUGGCUUCAGCCCCAAGGAUUCCCUGCAAGCGAUCGUCAAGGAAAAGUGUUCUGUGAUCCAUGGCACGCCCACGAUGUACGUGGAUCUGGUCAACACUCAACGAAAGCUGCAGGUUCCCCUCGGCAAGAUCAAGAAGGCCAUAACUGGCGGAGCCAUUGUGUCGCCGCAGCUCAUCAAGGAUGUGCGACAAGUCCUCAACGUAGAGACCGUCCACAGUGUCUAUGGUUUGACAGAGACCACGGCCGUCAUUUUCCAAUCCCUGCCCGGCGAUAGUGACGAUAUUGUGCUAAACUCAGUGGGUCACCUGCAGGAUCACAUUGAAGCCAAGGUGGUGGAUGCCGAGGGCAGGUGUGUGCCCUUUGGCCAGCCCGGGGAGCUGUGCGUUCGCGGUUAUACCACCAUGCUGGGCUACCACGGUGACGAUGAUAAGACACGGGAAACGAUUGGCAAAGAUCGAUGGCUACGCACCGGCGACCAGUUCAUACUGGAGGAAAACGGAUAUGGAAGGAUCGUGGGCCGCCUCAAGGAGAUGAUAAUCCGUGGUGGCGAGAAUAUAUUCCCCAAAGAGAUUGAAGAUUUCCUCAAUGCUCAUCCGCAGAUUAUCGAAGCUCAUGUGAUCGGUGUUCCGGACGAGCGACUGGGCGAGGAGGUUUGCGCCUUUGUUCGCCUCCACGAGGGCGUUGAUCCCUCUUCCUUUACCGCAGAGACCCUGAAGGCUUAUAGCAAGGGCAAGCUGGCCCACUUCAAGAUUCCUAGAUAUGUGUUUACGGUCGAAGCAUUCCCCAAGACCACCUCCGGCAAGAUCCAGAAGUUUAAGUUGGUGGAGAUGUUCAAGGAAAGUCUGGACAAGAAACACAAGACCGCCAGAGCUGAGAAUUAGUAAACAAUAUUACUUGUAGUUUUUAGAAAUCGACACAAUAAAUUAAGAUUUUAUAUA
Drosophila kikkawai is the source of this 2025-nucleotide messenger RNA. RefSeq names its product Acyl-CoA synthetase family member 2 (gene Acsf2). The record is from RefSeq and is a predicted model, not a curated record. Lineage: Eukaryota; Metazoa; Arthropoda; Insecta; Diptera; Drosophilidae. Gene Ontology annotation, molecular function: medium-chain fatty acid-CoA ligase activity. Gene Ontology annotation, biological process: fatty acid metabolic process.